Molecule: messenger RNA, 1226 nt
Organism: Ilex paraguariensis (yerba mate)
Lineage: Eukaryota; Viridiplantae; Streptophyta; Magnoliopsida; Aquifoliales; Aquifoliaceae
Source: the annotation of a GenBank genome assembly
CUCUCGAGAUCUAUAUAAAUAGCCACCCUCUGCACAACCAUUUCACUCACCCAAAUCCCCAUCUCAUCAGCUUCCUUCUUCUCUUUCCCUUUCAAGGAAAACAUUGUCUGUUCUGGUUCUGGUUCAAGUUCAAAAAUGGCUUUUUUAGCUCCAACCCAAUCCAUUCUACAACUCUUCUUUCUGAUCUCACUCUUCCAUGGAUCUUUUGCAUCAAGAAAACUCACUGAGUUGGUCCAAGAACCGCAAACCCAGCUCUUGGAAUACCACAAUGGCCCUCUUCUUUUCGGAAAAACUUCCAUUAACCUCAUCUGGUACGGAAAAUUCAAGCCAUCCCAAAGAGCAAUCAUCUCCGAUUUCAUUACCUCAUUCUCAUCUUCAUCACCUCAAAGCCAACCCUCCGUCGCCACGUGGUGGAAGACCACUGAGAAAUACUACCACCAUGCCAAUGCCAAGAGACCUUUAUCUCUGUAUCUGGGUAAACAAAUACUCGACGAAAGCUACUCUCUCGGAAAGUCACUCACACAGAAACAAUUGGUACAAUUGGCUUCAAGGGGUGAACAAAGAUACUCCAUCAACGUUGUAUUAACAGCAUCUGAUGUUACCGUUGAUGGGUUUUGUAUGAGCAGGUGUGGGACCCAUGGGUCCUCCAGAAGUGCUCUUGUGAAGGGUAAGAAUUACAGGUUUGCAUACAUCUGGGUUGGCAAUUCGGAAACUCAGUGCCCUGGUUACUGUGCUUGGCCGUUUCACCAACCCAUUUACGGACCACAGACUUCACCCCUGGGUGCACCCAAUAAUGAUUUGGGUUUGGACGCAAUGGUUAUAAACUUGGCUAGUCUUUUGGCUGGGACCGCCACGAACCCAUUUGGAAACGGCUACUAUCAGGGACCAGCAGGUGCACCACUUGAGGCAGCCUCAGCUUGUCCCGGAGUCUAUGCUAAUGGAGCCUACCCAGGUUACGCUGGGGAUCUGUUGCUGGACCCUACAACCGGUGCUAGCUAUAACGCACAUGGUGCGAAAGGGAGAAAGUACUUGCUUCCAGCUUUAUACGAUCCUUCAACUUCUUCAUGUUCCACUUUGGUUUAAACAAAUUGAGGUUCCGUGUGGAUAAAAUAGGGACAUUAGUAGGAUGUACACCACGAAAAUAUAUAGAAAAUUCAUUAAUUUGUUCAUUUGUCUACCACUUCAACACAUGAUAGAACAGUAAAUUACUCCGGUUUUGCUUCAUU